AUGCAUAAUGCGCUGUUAUCUACGAACAACUGCUGCGAUAAUGCAUUCCAAGCGGUACGAUCGAAUCAUAUUCAGUGUCUAACGGUAAUGAAUCGACUUAAUCUGGAAGAACGCGACAUCAACCAGCAAACUCCACUUCAUGUGGCGGCCAAGCUUGGCCGUCUACAAGCAAUCGAGUAUGUUAUAUUUUUACUGCAACACGAAGCACCAAGAACACAGGACGCGGUAUCGAUGUUUGGAGAGAAUCCUGCUUUGGUUGCUGCAGGUGAAGGUCAAACGCAGAGCGUUGAAUUGCUGUUAAAAAACAGCACUUCAAAACAUGCAGUUGUUCGGGCUCAGCAACGCGAUGUCAACGGUACUACGGUGUUAAUGGCUGCUGUUGCGAGGGGGGACAAUGAUUUAGCACUGUGGCUACUGAGACGCUUCGGAAAGACGUUGGCAAUGCUUCCAAACAAUUUCCAUAUGCUACCAGUGCAUGUUGCCGCUGCGCUUGGUAAUAAUGAAUUUAUUCGUGCUGCAAUCAAGUACGACCAUCGCAUGGUUAAUUACAGGGAUCAGUUUGUUCAAGGGGGGUGCUUGGCAUGCGCGAGAUAUCUGAUUGAGAAAGCUGGCGCUGACAUAUGUAUUGUUUCGGAUAAGGGGCAGUCGUUGCUCCACGUUGCUUGUCUUGCCGGCCAUGCUCACAUUGUUCGUUGGAUAAUACAGCGUUCUGCUCCGAAUUCUGUGCUCUGGACAACCAAGGACAACGCUAAUGCUAUACACUGCGCAUCCUACAGUGGUAGCGUUGCUGCACUGGGUGUUUUACUGCGCAUCAUACCUCAGAAACGUCGUCGACAAGUACUUACCCUUCGAGAUUCUCGUGGCAAUUCUCCACUUCAUCUCGCAGCCAUCAGUAACCACACCGAUGCGGUGCAGUUUUUGCUCGAAAAUGGUGCCGAGCCACGGCUGUUGAAUAAUGCGGGUGAAACAGCUGAAACGAUCGCUCGUGUGCAAAAAAAUUUUCAACUUGAAAAGCUUUUAUUGUAUUGGAAAGAGCGAAAACAGAAGCGGACGAAGGAGUUACAGUCAGUGAGGACAGCAAAGCCUUUGGCACUUGUCGAUAAUGCUUAUUCGUCUGGGUACUGGAGUAUUACAAGCCGCACGUUACCGGAUGGUUCAAGUCAAAUAGUGCCAAUUAUUCCUGCCACUACCGGAUCACUGCAGCAACAGGGUGUUCCGGACCAUUCGUCGCAAGGCAACUUUACGGUAAACACACGCACGAACGGCGAAAUGAAAUCAUAUGAGCUGCGUCCUAUAACCUAUUUUGCAUCCGACGAAGGUGGCCGAAUUUACGAAGAUCAUUCGGUUCAAACCGAUCGCGAUUCUCUACACAACGCAGUAAAGAUUCUGGAUGCGGAUGAGUGGCAUGAGAGUUUGGCUGCAGUGGCGCAGAUUGACAGAGUUCUACAAGAAGUCAACAGUUAA
Messenger RNA from Gongylonema pulchrum, 1464 nucleotides. Lineage: Eukaryota; Metazoa; Nematoda; Chromadorea; Rhabditida; Gongylonematidae. The record is from the annotation of a GenBank genome assembly.